This is a messenger RNA of Scleropages formosus (Asian bonytongue), 2044 nucleotides long. RefSeq names its product Yip1 domain family, member 3 (gene yipf3). The transcript has 9 exons. Lineage: Eukaryota; Metazoa; Chordata; Actinopteri; Osteoglossiformes; Osteoglossidae. Bases 188 to 1210 code for a protein of 340 amino acids. The record is from RefSeq and is a predicted model, not a curated record. Gene Ontology annotation, cellular component: Golgi apparatus.
GAUCCCAGCAGGGCAAUCGGUGGCAACAUUUGGGAGUUUCAACCCUGCAAGAUUUGCUGAAUUCCAGCAGAUGAUGUGGAAUUAGAGGUCCAACAACGGGAUUUCUAUACACGUUUCUUAACGGAUUCGAUUACCGAAGUUUCCUACUUAAAUAAAUUAAAAAAAAAAAUCACCUGACGCGAGAAUUAUGUCUGCGUCCGACGAUCAUGGAAACAAAAACACGAACACGGAACCGUGGGGCGGCUUCGAUGAUAACCUAAUUCAGGGUAGCGGCUCAGCCGUGAUCGACAUGGAGAAUAUGGAUGACACAUCAGGCUCCAGCUUUGAAGAUAUGGGCGAGAUGCACCAACGAAUGAAAGAGGAAGAGGAGGUGGCAGCCGAAGCGGCUGCUACAGAGGAAGACACUGAUUAUGGGGAGUUCCUUGGAAUGAAGGGCAUCAAAGGGCAACUGGGGCGGCAAGUGGCAGAUGAGGUUUGGCAAGCAGGAAAGAGGCAAGCAUCAAAAGCCUUCAACCUCUAUGCCAACAUAGACAUCCUCAGACCCUACUUUGAUGUGGAGCCUAUUCAAGUUAGGAACAGGUUGAUUGAGUCAUUGAUUCCUGUACGGAUGAUCAAUUUUCCCCAGAAGAUUGCAGGGGAACUCUAUGGACCUUUGAUGCUAGUGUUCACACUUGUAGCUAUCUUGCUACAUGGAAUGAAGACAUCCGGAACUGUGAUUAGAGAAGGGACAUUGAUGGGCACGGCGAUUGGCACUUGUUUUGGCUACUGGCUGGGUGUCUCAUCUUUCAUCUUCUUCCUGGCCUAUCUGUGCAAUGCCCAGAUUACCAUGCUGCAGAUGUUGUCCUUGCUGGGUUAUGGCCUCUUCAGCCACUGUGUGGUUCUGUUUGUCACAUACAACGUGCACUUCCACUCCCUCUUCUACAUCCUGUGGCUGGUGAUCGGAGGGCUCUCCACACUACGGAUGGUUGCCGCCCUGAUUUCCCGCACUGUGGGUCAGACACCUCGCCUCAUCCUCUGCGGGACCCUGGCCACUCUGCACAUGCUCUUUCUGCUCUACCUCCACUUCACGUACCACAAGAUCGUUGAAGGUAUUCUGGACACCCUGGAAGGACCAAAUGUUCCCCCCAUUCAGAGAGUAGCAAGAGACCUUCCUGAUGUUGCAACCCAUCUGAUGAACAACACAGUGAAAUCGCUUGGGAUUUCCAUGUAAAUGCAGUGAUUGUACAGCCAUUUCUGUGCCUGACAUAGCAGGCCAGGGAAUUUUUAAAAAUGAAAAUUGGAUCACAAAGUAAGUGGUUUACAUACUCUUAGGCCCAAUACAUUGAAGUACAUUGAGACGAUCUGUAAAGGAGCACUUCAGUGCCUUGGAAAUAAAAACUGGUGACUGCUAGGGUUGGUUAUUUGGAUGCAGGUUAAAUUUUAUUCUUGCAUUAAAUUAUUGUCAAUAGGAAUUUUGCAUCAGAAAUCAUUUUUAGUCUAGGACUAAAAUGAAAUUUUAUGAAAUGCUGCUUUAGAACAAGGAAAGACUAGUUAAGUUCUCGCUUGUAACUUUUGUCUUGCCAAGACCACCCUGUGUCUCUUUGGUCCUUGUUUAGUUACGUACAAGUUCAUUAACUUGAAAUGCUCAAGUAGUUGUAAAAAUCUGUUUAAAAGAACUCUUAUUUAUAUUGUUUUCUGUCUGAAUAAAGGGGAAUGGGAUUACAGUGGAAUAUCGGGGGGGGGGGGGGGGUGUCAAAAUUUCUUUAAAAUCCAUACUAUGUAUUGUGUAAUUUUCAUAAAAUGACAAGCUCAGUCCUGCAGUUGGGGAAAAUAUUCAACACUGAAUUGUCUUACAUUUGAGUUUUGUGAAGAUGUCGCAAAGCAAAGAUAAUACUUGUAUAAUUUCUAAGGGGAAAAAAAAAGAAAAAACCUCCGUCUUUUUCUGCUCUCAUAGCCCAAAUGGACUUAAUUGCAGUCUCAUAUAAAAUUUACACUUUUCACAUCCAGACUUUUUCUUUUGUAAGUGUAUAUACAGAUGUAUAUAAAAUGGAAAUAAAGUCUAAAG